Messenger RNA from Sarcophilus harrisii (Tasmanian devil), 1915 nucleotides. RefSeq names its product E3 ubiquitin-protein ligase TRIM4-like. The record is from RefSeq and is a predicted model, not a curated record. Lineage: Eukaryota; Metazoa; Chordata; Mammalia; Dasyuromorphia; Dasyuridae. Gene Ontology annotation, molecular function: zinc ion binding. The transcript is spliced from 2 exons. Bases 62 to 421 code for a protein of 119 amino acids.
AGCUGAGGGAAAAGGCCUUUUAAGGAGGCUGGAGAAGGGUCCCCAAGUUGAUGCAGGAGUCAUGUGUCCCAGGAAGUUAAACGAAGGCUUCCAGAACCUCCUGACCUGCCCGGUCUGCAGGAAUCGUUUCCGCGAUCCCGUCACCGUGUUCUCCGGAAACACGGUCUGCCAGUCCUGCGUGCCGCAGGGGUUCCCGGGGGCCCACGUCAACUGGCGGAUGAAGAACGUGGUGAAUCUGUUCGAGCGGCUGAAACCCCGGCUAGAGGCGCUCCCCCUGGUCCUGGGGCCCUGGUGCACCGAGCACGGCGAGCCCCUCACCCUCCUGUGUCUGGAGGACAAUCAGGGAAUCUGCAAAGUCUGCAAGUAUGGCAGCCUUCACCGCUCGCACACCCUGAGCCCGAUGCCAGGGCCUGACCCGUGAGGGGGAGUCGGGCGGCCAAGUCGGCUUUCUGGGAGGGCUGAAGGAAGCUGCGCUGGCGGGGGCAAGGGCGCCCCCCGGGGGCUCCCGGGAUCUCCUCCUUGUGUCGCUCUCGGGAGCCCUCCCCGGGCUGUUCUCGGGCCCCCGGGGCGUCAGUCUCCUUGUCUCCCUCCCGGCCACUCGGCGCCCCUCCUGGGAAGCCUUCCCGAAAUUCCCCCUCUCUCCCACAUCCCCUCAGGGGUCCGAGUCCCUGCUGGAUCCCCCCCAAACCAGGGCCCGCGCCUCCCGACCCCAGCCCGGGGCGUCCCUUUUCAGAGGCUGCAAGUUUGAAUCCGGGGGUUUUUAUCCCCAGUUUCCUCUGAAGAAGAGACUGCGAUCUUUUCCCCGUUGUGGGCGGGGAGAGCACGGCCGCGCCCCUUCCGCGUCCCCUCCGUCGGCCGCCUUCCGGGAGAACAGAACCCACGUGACUGGAGGCGGAUACGGGAGCACAGCAUGCCCGCUGGAAGAACUCCCCGAUGGUUGCCAUUGGGCCGGACUGCCGCCUGCCGGCCGCUCUGGGUACUGCCCUGAAAACGUGCUCAUUCAAUAAAGUUUCUGUGACUUCCGGGGCGCUGAGCCGGGCAGUUCCAGGCACGUGGCCACAAAUGCCUCUGAUAAGGAAGCGGGGCAUGAAGCGGGCGAGCGCACAGAGCCUCCGGGAAGCUGGAGUCGGUGCCUUUGGGGGGGGGGCUGAACUAGACUCUCCUGCUGCCCCUCUGGGGCCCAGACCCGCUUCCCCAGGGACUGCCGGCUUUUCCCAACCCCGGGCCCGCCCUGCUUCCUCCUGUGCCCCCGAGCCCGGCUUCUCAAACGGAGGUCCUGGCCCCGAAUCGGGCCGCGUAACUGAAUGGGGGGCUGUUUUUUUUUGGGGGGGGGUUGUUGUUUUUUUCAGCAAAAUUAUGGUUUUUCAGUAAAUGUUUGUUUCCAUUCGUAUUUUAUUGGCCUGGGGCCACGCAAACAUUUUUCGGGGGAAAGUUGAAGGAGUCCGGCUCUGGAACAUUCAGAUUGUUCUUUGAAUUCCCCUGAAAUGAAGGAAGUUUGCCCCUCUGCGGCUUCCGUCCGCGGUUGCCCCCGGGGCGCUCCGAGCGCGCUGCCCGGCGCUCUUUCUCACGUGGCCUUCCCGGACUGCAGGCCUUGAACCGCGUCCCGCCCGUCUGGAGGCCACGCAGCCGCUUCCCCUCAGCCCGCGGCCCUUCCCGCCGCUCCCUCUCGCUGGACAUCCCGGGACGGACGGACGCCCUCCCUUGUUUGUGGAAGUCCUAGAUCAGGAGACUGGGCUUUCCAGCAGCCAGUGCUCACACCCGACGCUUGUGCAGACUCGGCUCUUUAGCGGGACUUUUCGGGUUUCCCCCCGGUCGUCUAAUCCCUAAAAAGCUGCCUUUGCCCGGUCUCGGAGCUGGAUUUGAAGGCAAACGUAUCUUUCCUUUUUUCCUGAGGAGCCGGUUGUUAACAAAAAUU